UCACGGUGCCGGCGCUCCCGUGCGCGCCCCCCCGGCGGGCGGCGGGGGCGGGCGCCGUCCGGGCCGCGCUGAUCGCAGCGCGCCAUUGGCCGCUGUCUGCGCGCACGUCACGAUCAUGAUGAGAAUUAAUGAUCGGGGCCGCUGAUUUCAUUGUGUGACGCCGGGACCGACCCAGCCGAGCCCGGCCGAGCCCGGAGCCCCCGCGCCGGCCCCGCGCUACACGUGCCAAUGUGUUGCCAACCUGCUGGACACCUGGCUUCCCAAAAGCUCAGAUGCAUAUUUGCUAAGCUUGGCAAGUCAAGAUCAAAAUGAAAUUAUGAUAAAAAUCCAUGUGGAUUUCURACUUGGAGUCUGAGGUUCAAGACAAAGAUGAAUCUGCGUUCUGUAUUUACUGUAGAACAACAAAGGAUAUUACAGCGUUAUUAUGAAAAUGGAAUGACAAAUCAAAGUAAAAAUUGCUUUCAGCUCAUAUUACAGUGUGCACAAGAAACUAAACUGGAUUUCAGUGUGGUCAGGACGUGGGUUGGCAACAAGCGGCGGAAGAUGAGCAGCAAGAACGCUGUGGAAUCCGGGGGCACCCCCCCAGGGACUGCCCCUGCCACUCCCUCUGUGCCCCCAGAAGCAGCAGUGAGAAAUGUGGUAAAUAUUGCUCGAUCCCAAAGCCAGCAAUCCUCUUGGACCUCGGCUAACAACGACGUGAUAGUGACUGGUAUCUACAGCCCUGCCAGCUCGUCGGGCCGGCCGGGAGCCRCCAAGCACAUGAACACUUCCAUGGCAGAGCUGCACAAAAACUCCAUUCCACRGCUCCCAAGCAAGAGCGACGCCGAGUUCCAGCCGCAGCACAUCCCCCUAGGACGGCAAGUACCCCACUGUAAAAACGCUUCUCUUUUAGUCGGGGAAAAGACCAUUAUCCUCUCCAGGCAAACRAGCGUGCUCAAUUCUGCAAACUCCAUCUACAGUCACACGAAGAAAAGCUACGGCGGCUCCUCGGUGCAGACAGCGGAGCUGGUGUUACCUCAGAAACCCAUGAUUUGCCACAGGCCCUGCAAGGCCGAGCCCGUGGGCUGCCAGCGCUUGCACAAACCCGAGCACGGGGCYCUGGUGUCCCACGUGCCCCCCGGGCCCAGGGCUCACCCCAGGGACCCCGCGUGCGGCACCCAGAACCUGGAGAUCCGCGAGGUGUUCUCGCUGGCCGUCACUGACCAGCCCCAGAGGCUGGUGGCGGGGGGCCCGGCACAGAAACACCCCUCCCUGGAGGGCAGCUGCCUGUCCAUCGCCAUGGAGACGGGCGACGUGGAUGAUGAGUACGCGCGGGAGGAAGAGCUGGCCUCCAUGGGRGCGCAGAUCCACGGCUACUCCAGAUACUGCGAGGGCGGCGGCUCCGGCCACGCCGACAUCCAAAGCACGGCCGGGCCGGGCCGCAGUGGCACCUGCGGGUCACAGGUGGGCAGUGCCAGGGAUGUGCCUGACAAUCUCCUCUACCACAGCAGAGAAUUCCACCUGCCUGCACGGACCUCAUUGCACACCACAUCCAGUACGAUUUAUAACACUGCGAAUGCAGCUAGAAGUACCUUUUCUCCUCAUUUUACAUCUUCAAGUCAACUGAGGCUGUCACAAAACCAAAAUAACUACCAGAUUUCAGGAAACCUUACUGUGCCUUGGAUUACAGGUUGUUCCAGAAAAAGAGCAUUACAGGACCGCACACAAUUUAGUGACCGAGACGUAGCUACCCUAAAGAAAUACUGGGACAAUGGCAUGACCAGCCUGGGCUCAGUCUGCAGAGAGAAAAUUGAAGCUGUGGCUGCAGAAUUAAAUGUUGACUGUGAAAUAGUGCGGACUUGGAUUGGGAAUCGAAGACGGAAAUAUCGUUUAAUGGGGAUUGAGGUCCCACCCCCUAGAGGAGGUCCUGCUGAUUUCUCUGAUCAAUCUGAAUUUGUUUCUAAAUCAGCACUUAAUCCAGGAGAGGAAACUGCUACUGAAGUGGGGGAUGAUAAUGAUAGGAAUGAUGAAGUGUCAAUCUGCUUAUCUGAAGGAAGCUCACAAGAAGAGACAAAUGAAGCUCUUCAAAAUGAAGAAAUUUGCCACAAAGAUGAUGACCAGAAUGCAGUUUCCACUGAUAAUGUGAAAAUAGAAAUUUUAGAUGAUGAAGAGAGUGAUCUGAUCAGCAAUUCUGAAGUGGAUCAGAUGAGUUCUCUUUUGGAUUACAAGAAUGAAGAAGUCAGGUUCAUUGAGAGUCAGCUGGAGACUCACAAACAGAAAUAUUUYGAACUGCAGACGUUUACCCGGAGUUUGAUACUUGCAAUCAAAUCAGAUGAUAAAGAACAGCAGCAGGCCCUGCUUUCAGACUUACCUCCUGAACUUGAAGAAAUGGAUUUCAACCACACAUCCCCGGAGCCCGACGAUACCUCAUUCAGCCUCUCAUCCCUGUCAGAGAAAAACGCCUCAGACUGUUUGUGAUUUCUUUUUUUGGGAAGUGACAGAACACAAACCCCACGGGAGGUGCAGGAGUCAGGAGAGGCUUUUGCUCUGCAGUGUUGCUCAGCCCAAGGGAGCCAGGCCAGGUGGAGCAGCCCAUGCUGGAGGGAUUCCCAAUAUUGGGAUUGGGAAAUCGUGGAACUGGCUGAGGGAAGGGUUCACUUGGAGCAGCUUGGCCUCGGGUAGGAUUAACUUCUGACUCUCCAGAAUAACUCUGRCUCUGUAGCAAAGUCUUUUUGAGCAGGGAUGCAAGAGUGGAAAACAAAUGCUGUGUGACAUCCAGCGAAUUCUUCAGCGUCACCUGCUCCCCAGGCCUGUUUAUUAUAUUUUUCCCCAUUUUUACUCAGGUAGGUGGACUAAAAAUUGGGGAUUCAAAUAGAAUAACGGGCUUUCUCUGAGUUGUGCUUGAAAACCUGACAUUAAACUGAAGUGUUUUUCAUUUUUUUGACUUGAGAUUGUUAAAUCUUCCAUUUUUCUGACCAAAAUAGCUGGAAAAAAACCUUGAAAGGCUAACUGAAAAAAUUGAAUUAUCAUCAAUAAAUUAUUAAUGCAAAGAAGCAGUGAUAAGUGUUGGAAGAAAUGAGCUGGAAAUGGGAACCCUGAUAGCUGCAGGACACAACUUCUUAAUACAGUAGCAAUGGGAUUGGAUGUUUACACUCUUUAGAGUUUAAUGAUUGUAGUCACAGUUUUUAUUUGUCAAAGCCUGAAUGCUUGAGUUCUGCUUAUUAUUUUAAGUCUUGGUUGUGUAUUUUUUCCCCAAACUUUGCUCCAGUUUUCCAAGCCAGUCAGAAUUCCACAGCUGUCAUUACAUCCUGGAACGUUUUCCAGUGUUUARAAGUGAGUUUUGCAGAUCUGGUUUGAAGCCCUGCCUGGUGGAUUUUUUUGGCAAGUGCCAUUUCCAAACUGUGAUCUCGAGUGCAUGCAGGGCCUGAACUGAAUUUGAAUCCCUUCUUUCCCAGAGCUGUUGGCACUGAAUCCCCUCUCUGCUCUGGUGGGAUGGAUGUGCAGAGAUGUUCAGCUGGAGUCAGUGGGGUGUGUUUGUGUCCCAGGAAUGUCCAGCCCUGGCAGUGGUGCCAUGGUUGAGUUGCCAGCCUGGUGAUCAGUCCAAGGCUGGGCUCAAUCCUGGAGCUCCUUCCCUCCACGAUGGUUCUGUUGGAUGCUGCAGGUGCCUGCCCAUGGCAUUGCUGCUCCAAUUCCAGCCUGGAUAUCCCUCAGUGAGCRUUUUCACACAGAUGCUUCAGUCUGGUAAAAACCUGAUCUUCCCAUUUUAUGCCAAAUAGUAAUUGACUGUGGGGAAUCCUUCGUGCAGUGAUUAAUCCCCUUCAUUUCAGUGGGAGGUCCAAGAUGUAGCUCAGAAAAUCCAGAGUGUUGGGCAAAUAACACCUUUUUUUUUUUCUUUAAUACUGGGAUUAACUUGGGUUUUAGGUUUUUCUCAGGCUGAUCAGUUCCUCCCUAAUCACUUGUACAGCUCUUUGUGUUUUGUAUCAGUAGUGAGCUCUUUCUUUCAGGUUUUUAGUCUCUCCUGUCCUUGGGCAUGAGGAGYUUUUAGCAAUACUGUUCAAUACCAGCUGUAGAAAGGGCAGGACCAGUUUUAAAGGUGUUCUGAAAAACCAAAAGUCUCACAGUUCUGCCCCCUGUACAGUUCUGUUUGUUCCCAGCAGAGCUGCCYUUCCACAGAGUAACCCUGGAAUUCCAAGCUGCUGGGCCAAGGUGUGAGUUGAAGGAUUAAAACUGGGAAUGGAAGUUGGGGUUUGUGAGCAGAGCUUCCAAUUCUGUCCUUCACAGGGCAGAUAGAGCUGAGCUGCAAUUCUGCUCGCUCUGAAAAACUCCUUUAUGAAGGGUUUUCUGUGCCAGGCCAACAAUGGUUUCUAUGGCUGUUCUCUCUGGACAGGAAAUCUGUGCCACUGACAAUGAAACCUCUUGUUUUCUGCGAAAUUAAAAAAAUACUGCUGUGAUUUGCCACUAUUGCACCCUGUUUUCCUACUUCUUAAAUUCCCACGACAGAAAGCAGGAUACUCUUAACAGGAGUUCUCAAUUUCAUGGUCAAUUAAAUCAUCCACCUUCCUGCAAGAAAAACUUCCAUUGAUGAUUCAUAUUUUGYUGUCUUGCUGCUAUUUCAUCCCCAAACAAAUGGAAGGAAUGAAUUUUGAAUGAACUGUUUGUUAGAUACAAGCAAUUAUGUCGGUCCCUGUUCUCCAGGAAGCUGAAAGAGCUUCACUCCACACCCACCCCAUCCCUGGGGGAUGUUCUGUGGUCCUUUCUCUUGUAGGGAAACAAAACACAGCGAGGCAGCAAUCCCCUGCCACACCUGGGAUGCUUAACAAUACUACAGGAUAGUCAGGAAAAAAGAGAAUUAAUUCCCUUCCUGGAUAACAAAGUGCUGGGGAGGAAAAUACAGCUCCUUGACUGGGAUUUUUUUCAAUGUCAGUGYGUAUUUCCAACAAAAAUCUAGUGAYUGUUACCAUUAGUGGUAU
Messenger RNA from Malurus melanocephalus (red-backed fairy wren), 4949 nucleotides. It is a transcript of the gene HDX, whose product is annotated as highly divergent homeobox. Gene Ontology annotation, biological process: regulation of transcription by RNA polymerase II. The coding region runs from base 370 to 2457 and encodes 695 amino acids. NCBI's taxonomy places the organism in Eukaryota, Metazoa, Chordata, Aves, Passeriformes, Maluridae. The transcript has 11 exons. Gene Ontology annotation, molecular function: RNA polymerase II cis-regulatory region sequence-specific DNA binding; DNA-binding transcription factor activity, RNA polymerase II-specific. The record is from RefSeq and is a predicted model, not a curated record.